UUACAUUUCCUGUACCGUCUUCUCUCUGUGUCCUGACGGCAAGCUUUUGACUUCAUGAGGCUUUGUGUCUAGAAAAAGAGCAUGUUCAUCUCGUUACGAACGUCUUUUUUGGCGAAGAUACCAAUCUACAAAGGACUUUAACAAAGACGCGGUCCACGUCAGACAGGGUGCUAUCCCGCAUCGAAAGCGGACUAGGCAGGCAAGCACUCGCACUGCUGGAUAUUUGUGGCGGCUAUUAACAACGAAUUAUGAGGAGAGCUGCUUGUCCCGCUGACUGUGUUUAUAAACCUACCGUGGCAUGAAACUGAUAUCGUGAUUGAGAAACUACAUUUGUGCUCAGUCGCUAAUGCAAGGAAAGAUGGGAAACCAACUACUUGGAAUUGUCCUGACGUUGGGGUUUGUUUUAGAGUGUAUCGAGGCCAAGAAAUACUGCUGGUAUUUUGAAGGCGGAUACCCCAUCUACUUCAUAUGUCGCUCCUAUGAAGACUGCUGUGGGACGCGAUGCUGCAUCAGGGCCUUGUCCCUCCAGAGGCUGUGGUACUUCUGGCUGAUGUUGAUGAUGGGCGUGCUCUUCUGCUGCGGUGCCGGAUUUUUCAUUCGCCGACGCAUGUAUCCCUCCCCCCUGAGCGAUGAGCCGGCCUUCAACGUGUCAUUCACCAGGCAGCCAAUCAGCACUCCAGUAUCCCAGCAACCAGGACCUCAGAUGUUUGGUGACCCGGGAGGUUCUGCCACAACGCCAAUAGUCCCCGCCUACUCUGCCACACCUGGCCCCCACAUCAUGAGCUCGUACCCGCCUCCUCCAUCCUAUUGCAACCAUCCACCCCCCUCCUAUGACCAGGUAGUCAACAACACAGAAAAGAAGUAAAAGAAGUAGGACUGAUGGGCACUCACAGCUCCUUGCUCAACAUGUAGGGGGCGCUCUAGGCUCGGCGCGUCCUCUGAAACUCUGAAACUCUGAUCAAACAGAUCCACACCUAAGAGAAGUCAGAUUUGUAUGUGUUUAUGUGUGUGUGUGUGUGUGUGUGUGUGUGUGUGUGUGUGUGUGUGUUCGCGAAAUGCUCAGAAACAGAUCCUGUGUGUGUGUGUGAGAUCAGUGCACUGUCCUCAGGAUCUUAUUCACCUAUUGAUGUUUCUGAGGCCAAAUUACAGCCUGCUCUGAACUAGUGAUGGACCAGACAUGACACAUGGAACAUGGAACAAACUUACCAAGUUGUUGGAGAACUCUAGCAAAUUAACAGAAAAUUGAGUUAACUUUAAUCUCUCUUGUCUUCCUUUUUAAACUGUGCUUGUGUUGUGUUUGUGUUUGUGUGUGUGUGUGUGUGUGUGUGUGUGUGUGUGAGUGUGUGUGUGUGUGUGCGCGUGCGUGUGUGUGCGUGUGAAAGGUAUUGUUCUGCUGAGGAGUCAUUAACCACAGAUACACAGGCGGGUGCCCGGCUUCCUUGAGGCAGAUGGGAAGGAAUGGGUUCCCACGGUAACCGAGUAGGUGCCAUGGGAGCCUCGCCAGUUGGCAUGACGAGGCCUCUAAGCCGCGCAUUUCUCACAAAACAAUGCCUUAAUUUGCAAACACGUACGCCUAUUAUCCUUUCUGUUAUCAAAUGGAUAUUCCCCAUGUUGGUUUGUAAACACAAGGCACUGAUUCAUAAUCUGUUUGCUGUUCAGUCCUUCAGCGUCAUCAUUCCUGGGGCACGUCUAGCAACCAGGUCUGAGAACAGCCAGCAGAGCCUCAGGCUUUUACUUUUACAUUUAUGCAUUUAGGCCAUGAUUUUAUUUCACGUAAUGCAAAGUGUAGAGAAGAUAUACCUUUCCCUCAGUAUGUGUACCACACCUAUAAGUGUACCAAUUAAGUCACAGAGGCUUGUGAUACCCUCCCCAAAACAACAGGCAUCAGAGGCUCCCACUACUAUAAUCUUGGAAAGGCCUGCUGUGCAGAGGCAGCUGUAUGGUUUACACAGUUCAAAGGCACCAUGUCAGGCACAGGCAAUGAAGGGGGCUGCAAAUUGCUUCCGUCGAAGCAUCAGGCCAUCAGCUUCUGUCGAGCGAUUUGCUGCUGGCCUGGCUGUUCCAGAUGAUGCUUUAUGGAGAUGUUAUAUAGAGAUUAGGAAGCACGCUCCACAGGGUGCCUGGUGGCCCGCACAAAAAUCACUCUCCUCCAAACGGUGCCAAUCAGAGCUCACUGGACGCGACUCUGCACCAGCUGUGGUGCUGAUGUGGCAGAUGUACAGCCAGAUUUGCUCCAGAGUCGAUAUCAGUUCCCAUCUCGUGCUGGGAAAUGCGGGAGAAUAACACCAGAGUUAUCUAAGCCAUCAUGUUUGUCCCUGUGCCAUGUUUUCCGUGAAGAAAAGAGAGAAAGGGAGAUUUCAGAGACUUGUUUGUUUGUGACGAUCAAUGACCUCCGGAUGCCAACCAAGGGGACAGGAUAGAUUAAGACGCUGCACUCGUAAAAGUUAUAUUCUUUCCCAAAUAAUGGUGUAUCACUAGAACAGACAUCUGUCAUUCAUAAAAACUGAAACAUUCUGUUUAAUCCAGCCUUUAUGGACUGAUGAUGAGAUGGAACAUUGAAACUUGAAACACGACCAUAGAACAGCAACAUGUCUGACUCUGUGUUUUGGUCACAGUCUAUUUGGUGACUGUGACUGACUCCACCUCUGGAAACACAAAUACUCACACUGUAACAAGGAUCAACAAACGUGAAAUGUCUGUUUUGAAGGUGCUGGAUACUGAGGUUUUAGAAAGAUAAUGCAAUGUGGUCUACUGCUGCUGAACUGCGUAGGCAAAAUAUUUAGUGGUGCAAUGACCCUGAAAUCAAACAUAGUAGUUGCAACAAAUGUUAUCUUCAUCACCCAUGGAACUAACUGACUGAUAAUGGCAUUGAUCUGGGAAAAUGUUUUAUUUACCUGACGCUGAAGAUAAUGUUAUAUAAUACAGCACACUUAUCAUUAUUAUAAUUUCUCUCCCUUGCCUGUUAACAGUGAUACGAUCUGCACUUUUGAAACCUGCAUAUGUAAACACCCAUCUCUGGUGAAUGAAAAGCCCAUUUCCAAAUUGGCUCAUUGUUGGUGUAUAUGUUUUUCUUUUUUAUCCUUGAGUAACUGUGUGGUGGUUGAGUAGCCUUAUUGGAUUCUGUUUUGACAUUGCAGCUAUGAAGAGAUUAUUGCUGUAUAUGGCAUAAUGGAAGCUGUGCGACUGAAUUGUUUCUACAUUGUGUGUAGGGGUCAGGUGAGUCAAAUAUGGAAACCUCCAAAGUAACAGCUAAACAAAUGUGAUGCAACAUCGAAAAUGACUGGAUGUCAAACGCAAGCUUGUGUUGUUUUUUCUGCAGUGCCAGAAUUGUACCCAAUAAAUGCCAGAAUUCAAAUUGAGUCAAAUUUAUGAGGAAAUAAAUGUUUUAUGCUGUGUAAUGUUGUUCUUCAGUUUUGCCAAUAUAUUUCUUUUUUUUUUACAUUUUUAUCUAUGCAACUGACAGACGUAUUUGUAUAGCUACAUGUUUGGUUAAUAUGUUUACCAGCCAUAAUUUGAUUCUACUGUUACAAUGAAUUAAGUUUAAAACAGUUGCUUAGUAACAAAAACAAUAAAGCUUUCCUCCAUAAAA
This is a messenger RNA of Alosa alosa (allis shad), 3589 nucleotides long. It is a transcript of the gene vopp1b, whose product is annotated as VOPP1 WW domain binding protein. The record is from RefSeq and is a predicted model, not a curated record. Gene Ontology annotation, cellular component: cytoplasmic vesicle membrane. Bases 347 to 865 code for a protein of 172 amino acids. NCBI's taxonomy places the organism in Eukaryota, Metazoa, Chordata, Actinopteri, Clupeiformes, Clupeidae. The transcript has 5 exons.